Molecule: messenger RNA, 1958 nt
Organism: Capsicum annuum
Lineage: Eukaryota; Viridiplantae; Streptophyta; Magnoliopsida; Solanales; Solanaceae
Product: FRIGIDA-like protein 4a
Exons: 3
Coding region: 187-1737 (516 amino acids)
Source: RefSeq, a predicted model, not a curated record
GACACAAACACACACGUGCCAACGAACAUCUCGUCCACGUCAUCACCUCAUACACUGUUCAACCUUAACCUUAACUUUAUCAUCACCACCAAACCCCAAACAAAACUUUGUCCCCUUCCCCAAAUCCCCCCUCUCAAAUCCCCCUAAAUUAGGGUUUCCACUUCCCCAAUUUCCAAUUUUGCCCCUAUGGGUUCCCUCGCCGAUCCCGGCGAACUCGACACGGUGGCGCCGCCGCCGAGUUUCGACGAGUUCCAACGUCAAACUUCACUAAUGACAAGUUGCACACUUCUUUGGAAGGAACUUUCCGACCACUUCACUUCACUUGAACAAGACAUCCUUAAAAAAGCCGAAGCAUUGAAAGCGAAGAUAACAAGGUUGGAUGAAGAGACUAAAGCUUCACUGAAAGUUCUGGAACAUCGUGAGAAUUCCAUGAAUGUUUCGCUUUCGAUUGCUUUAGACAAAGUGGUCGAGAAGAAACGAGCUGCUAUUUUAGCUCUAGAUGAUCACGAUGAUGAACCCGAUGUUGCUGAGGUUGAUAACUCUACUGGAUUGAUGUUGAAGUUGAAGUGUUUUUGUGUUAAGAUGGAUUCGAGAAGUUUCUGGAACUUUCUGAUAAUGAAGAAGAAAGACUUGGAUGAACUGCGUGUUGAAAUUCCGAAAGCGUUAGGUGAUUGUGUAGAUCCGCCAAGGUUUGUGUUGGAAGCGAUAUCCGAGGUGUUCCCAGAGGAUAAAAGGGUAGGAGGGAAUGAGAGGAACAAUGAUUUGGGUUGGGCUUGUGUUUUGAUGUUGGAAUCGUUGAUUCCUGUGAUGAUGGAUCCUGUGUUGGGAAAUGAGAGGAAAUUGGUGACACCAAGUGUGAAGGAUAAGGCGAAUGAGAUUGCAGAGAUAUGGAAGAAGAGUUUGGAUGAAAGAGGAGGGAUUGAGAAUGUCAAGACACCAGAUGUGCAUACUUUCUUGCAGCAUUUGGUGACUUUUGGAGUUGUUAAGGAUGAGGAUUUUGAUUUGUAUAGGAAGCUUGUUGUUGGAUCUGCUUGGAGGAAACAGAUGCCUAAACUUGCUAUCUCUCUUGGACUUGGUGAUAAAAUGCCUGAAAUGAUUGAAGAGUUGAUCAGCCGGGGACAGCAAGUUGAUGCCGUACAUUUCACUUAUGAAGUUGGACUGGCAGAUAAAUUCCCUCCUGUUCCCCUUCUGAAAGCUUUCUUAAAGGAUGCGAAAAAAGCUGCUGCUGCAAUCAUGGAAGAUCCAAAUAAUUCUGGUCGAGCUGUGCAUUUUGCUGCUAAGAAAGAGCAAUCAGCAAUUCGUUCAGUUCUCAAAUGCAUUGAAGAAUACAAGCUUGAAGCUGAAUUUCCACCAGACAGCCUUAAGAAGCAGCUUGAGCAGUUGGAGAAGCCCAAGAAUGAGAAAAAGAGGUCACCAGCAGCUGUACCAGCAAACAAAAGAACGAGAGUCAGUAAUGGUGGUCCUAUGCCUCCUGCUAAGGCAGGCCGUUCAACAAAUGCCUAUGUUUCAUCUUUCCCUGUAGCUCCAGCAUUUGUUAGGUCUCCACAACACACCCAAUACCCUGCAGCUUUUCCAGCAUAUGCCUCACCACCAGCCAUCUACGGUAGCAGCAGGAGCCCGCCUUAUCCUUACUCCCCAGAAGCUGCUCCAUAUCCAGGCACCCCAGUGAACUAUUCUCCAUACGGAGGCUACUGCAAUGGAAUGGCCCCAGCUUACCCGCAAGCUUACUACCGAUAGACAUAACAUGCAUCUAAACUGGUGACAACUGAUAUGAUGACCCAAUCUAAAUUUCUUUUUUAAUAUGGCUUGUAAUCAGUAAUCACUAACCUUUAAUGGUAGCUUUAUGUGUGUGUUAAUUCCUAAUUCUGACUUUUAUCCUGCUGUCUUGCUUCGCAAAACUGCAGGUUGUAUUUCUGAUGUUAAUUGAAUGUGUAGUAUUAGGUGGUUGUGAAAAGUAA